GCUUUAAAUUUGGCGAUCUUAAACAAUUCUAGCGAAGCUUUUGAAGAGCUUUUACAACAAUUUAUUAAAAAGCAAAAUAAAAUGUCUACAGAAUCUUCCGAAGAUUCUAAUAACAUUAAUAAUAUCACAGAUCCGAUUCAGCACAAAGGGAAAGGCCGACCUACAAAUAAAAGAUACUU
This is a messenger RNA of Racocetra fulgida, 179 nucleotides long. NCBI's taxonomy places the organism in Eukaryota, Fungi, Glomeromycota, Glomeromycetes, Diversisporales, Gigasporaceae. The record is from the annotation of a GenBank genome assembly.